CUCAGGCCCAGAUUCGGGCCCGGUAGGGUUUUCUCCCUAUGACAUGAAGUGUAAUGAGCGCGGCCUUGCGGAUCCCAGGCUCGAGUUAGAGCCGAUUGGAUGCCCGGACUCGAGCCUCCCGGAAUGGCUCAAGAAGUAAUUGAUGUGGAUAUGCAGCCAGAGGAGGAAGCUGUUUCGACACAGCUGAGUCUCCAUGAACCAGUUUCGAGGCCGACAGGAGCUAGUUCAGGUACUGCACACGCUGGCGAAGAUUCAGGGGGCCUGCCUGUAACCGAGGCCCCUCCAACUGCUCACAGUGGUGGACUGGAAGCAGCGUUGCUAACUGAGGAACUUCAAAGACUGCAAGGAGCACUGAGAACUGUGGCGCAGCACUUUUCACUUGGUCAGAGACCUGGACACCAGCGGAGGCAGUUGAGGAGGAAUGGCCGCCGCCAGCCGGGUGCAAGUGCUUCCCAGAGAUCUGCACCAUCCAGGUCUGGAUCUUUGGGCAACUACUUCCGGGUUAAUAGGCAGCAGCACGCAGAAUCAGUCAGGUUAUCAGCUGAAUUUGGAGAAGAUGAGAUGAGCAGUGAAGAUUCCAGCACCGAUCUGAGCACUGACAUCAGUGAGUCUGAGGAGAGUGGCAGCACCACAGAGAUAGAGGAUGAGUAUGAGAGCAAUGAGUCUGCAGCAGCUUCAUCAGCUCCUGCUAGUGCCCCCAUUCUGGUCAACCCCUCGCCAGCUCAAGGUAUCGAGGCUGGAGAUUCACAGUCUGCACGGCAAGAGCAGGAAAGCCUGACCUCGCACUCGGAAGACACUUUAAAUGUGAAAGAAGAUGCAGGAAGCACCAAAGCCACCGAUACAGCCUCUGAAGAUGAAGCUUAUUCGUGCCCAAUCUGCUUUGAACCGUGCACUAAUGGAGAGCACCAUCUUGCUACUCUGCAGUGUGGCCAUCUCUUUGGUUCUACCUGCAUCUACCGGUGGCUGAAGGGACAAGUAGGAAAAUGUCCACAGUGUAAUAAGAAAGCUAAACGGUCAGAUGUGGUGUUGGUGUAUGCCCCAUCAUUGAAAGUUGUGGACACCAGUGAGCAGGAACGAUUAAAGAGUGACCUGGAGAAGGAGCAGAUGAUGCGUCGAAAAGCAGAGCUGGAAUCAGCGCAGUGUCGUCUCCAAUUGCAGUUCUUGACAGAUGAAUGCAGCAAGUUACGUAAACAGCUGCAGGAACUCAGAUGUCUGGUUGCUAAGCACAGUCCAAGUGCUUCUCAAAGCCCCUCUAGUUCCUGUAAUUCUCUAACUGGUCACACCAGUUCCAGUCAAAGUCAGUCAAAGUACCAGUUUGAGAAAGGCAUCAUGGUUUCGCAAAAUGGGAACUGUCGAGUCAUGGCGUACUCUGCUUUGAUGAGCUGUCUUGUUGUGUCCCAACCUUCUCCUCAAACAGCUCUCCUACCUGGAUGUGGCGUGAAGAAGAUAAGUGGGAUGAACUUCCGCAGCACCCAGUAUGUCCCGAUCCAUUCCAAACAGAUCCGAGGUCUGGCGUUCAGUGACCGCCCUGAGAGUGUCUUACUUUCUGCAUCCCUGGACAACACUAUCAAAUUAACCAGCCUGAUUGCCAACACUGUGGUUCAGACGUACAAUACUGGUCGCCCUGUGUGGAGCUGCUGCUGGUGCUCAGAUGACACAAACUACAUCUAUGCUGGGUUGAUAAAUGGCUCCAUCUUGAUUUAUGACAUGAGGGACACCACGACACAUGUCCAGGAGCUGCCAUCACAGGGUUCCAGGUGUCCUGUGACUUCAUUGUCUUACCUCCCACGUAUGGCUUCGGCAGCGUUUCCAUGUGGUGGUCUGGUGGCUGGCACUCUGGAGGGGGGGUGCUUCUGGGAGCAGAAAUCCACAAACACGUACAAGGCGCACUUGCUGCCCCUGGAAGUUGGAAGCUGCACAGAUAUACAGAUCGAACCCACGAUGCGACACUGUCUCGUUACUUACAGGCCAAGUAAAACCCAUGGUUCUUUACGGUGUGUGAUGAUGGAAAUGUCGAGCAGUCCCUCCCCAGAGUCGCUCGAGAACCUGGUCUGCACAUGUUAUCCAGUGCAGACGUUCAAAGCGGGCCCUACGUGUAAACUGCUAACCAAAAAUGCCAUUUUCACAAGUCCGGAGAAUGAUGGCAGUGCCUUGGUGUGUGCUGGGGAUGAGGCAACCAACAGUGCUAUGGUGUGGAAUGCAGGGAGUGGCUCCCUCAUCCAGAAGCUUCAAGCUGACCAGCCUGUACUGGAUAUCUGCCCCUUUGAGGUGAAUCACACCAAUUUCUUGGGAACUCUGACAGAAAAAAUGGUCAAGAUCUACAAGUGGGCCUGAAGGGACUCUGUGUUUAAGUGCUUGCCAUCACAGACUCACUCGGACAGGAAAUCUAUGGCCCAAGUCGGGUGCUGAUGUCGUAAAUGAAUUGCUGCACUGCACCUGCCUCGGAAACAAAGCACCUUGCAUUUUUCAACAAGCCCACCUGUCCUCACAGGUAGGGCUUGAUUUAUGUAACUGCCCUACCUGAGCUGUCUCCUGGUAAUCUACUAACUUCCCCUUUUGUUGUAAACUGUGGCCUUUACUUAAAUGUAAUGAUUAGUAGUCUCACAUUUCCAAAGGUUUGCUAGUUUCUGAUGAAUGCUUAUUUGUUGUUUUCAUAUUUGUGACAUUUUCAGGGAGUUUGUCUGUGAAUAAAAGCUUAUUCCUGUCAUUUUGUUCGUUAUUUUUCCUCUUAUGGAUUCUCAUCCGGCAUUCCCAGUGUUCUUUGCUUCAUGUAAUGCCUAUCUGUUACCAAUUCCCAGGAAACCUCUAAGUGGUUUUGAAGUGACUCCUCUACCCGAGUGUAUAUAUUUUCCCCUACUUCUGUUUGGGGAUAGGGACUUUCUGACCACCCCUUUACUGAAUCUUGCAAUAAGCUGACAAAAGAACUGAAAGCACCAGUGAUGAUUCAGUGGGACAUUAUAUUAUUACUGCUGCAGGCUGGUCCACUGCAUUACCAUUUGAAGCCACCUUUUGUUUUAAAUCCCCCCUGUAUACACCAGUUUGGUAAUGGAGUAGAGAGGGUUCCAGUCAGGGAACCAUAACAAAUUUUCAAAGGAAUAUUGAGGUCACAGGGUAUAUUGUGUAAUGCCUUAAACUCUUUCUAUUUAUAUUGGAUGACUUGAUUUUUUUUGUUGUGUCAAUUUGAUUGGGGAAUAGAGAUUCACAGACAAAUGCUUAUUUAGUUUCGCAAUGAAGGAACAGAUAUGGCAUUGAAUAAUUCUGUGGUUGAGGUAAAGGGUCCAUGACUGAGUGUACAUAUCCAAAAAGGUUGUGUGACUCGAAGGCUGAAACCUGCUAAUCUAAUUCAGUGCAGAAAGCAUUGCCCAGUAGGUCGUUGGUGAGGACUUUGAAAUACAUUGCCUGGAGCUGUACUGAUUGUGUAUCUGAAUGGAAAGUGUGUAUCUGCUACCCUGUGUGCAAUUCAAACUUUCUUAAUGUACAUAAUUGUCAUUUUAUUAUUACUUUGAAAUAAAAAGUGAAAUCUUA
This is a messenger RNA of Carcharodon carcharias (great white shark), 3525 nucleotides long. RefSeq names its product ring finger and WD repeat domain 3 (gene rfwd3). Lineage: Eukaryota; Metazoa; Chordata; Chondrichthyes; Lamniformes; Lamnidae. Gene Ontology annotation, molecular function: protein binding; ubiquitin protein ligase activity. The transcript is spliced from 13 exons. Gene Ontology annotation, cellular component: site of double-strand break; nucleus. The record is from RefSeq and is a predicted model, not a curated record. Gene Ontology annotation, biological process: double-strand break repair via homologous recombination; protein ubiquitination; interstrand cross-link repair. Bases 100 to 2334 code for a protein of 744 amino acids.